AUGGCUUCCUCUUUCACCAAUUGUACGCCAAUUCGCAAGCUCAAAGAUUCCUGCGAUCUUUGUUCAGCAUCGAAAUUGCGAUGCAACAAGCAGAAACCAACAUGCACUCGCUGCGCAGCUCUAAAUCAGCCAUGUUCCUACAGUCCAGCACGACGUGCUGGUCGGCCACAUCGUGUACGGGAGAAGAGCCAACAGCAAUCUUUAGAUGUUACCGUUGAAAGCACAAUGCAGCCUGCGGGAGAUUCCGAUCAAAGCAGCGAUCUGAGCCUCGGCACUGCAGCAUUUCUCGGUGUGCAAUCCCAAAGACAUGACCGGAAUAAUGAACAACGCCACCAGCAACAACCGCCUGAACCAUUAUCCCGCCAAGUUUCUGUUCCCAUCCAUGACACGAGAGAGGAUUGUACUAGAGUUGCCAUAUACAUACUGGAGCAACUAGAUCUUGCCAGAAGGCAGUCCGGUCUUGCAAACGUCAGCUCAGCGACGACAGAUGCGUGCCAGCGUCUCUUGACUAUUCUCGUCUGUCCAUGUUCAGAGCAACCAGGCGUAGCACUUCUUGUGGCAUGCGGGUGCAUUUCUCUAAUGGAUACGGUUCAUCACUGCCACGUAGCUCAAGGUACAUCAAUUCCAGAGCUACCAAAUAGCACAACCACGACCCCUGCUACAGAGAAGGACAUCCCCGGUUGGCCAAGAUCAUCAUCUUCACACAGCAGUCAUGGCGGGAUGGAGCAGUUGGCAAAGAUUGCCAAGCUCAUCUUGCAAUUCACAGAUAGAUAUGCUCAGGAACCAAAGGGUGGAACUGGUUGGGCGCAGACAACCUGGUUGGUUGCUCCCAUUGCGGCGUUGCUUCGGUUCAGGUUGCAGUCAGUCACCCAUCAAGCGGCAAAACGUCUCGUCUUUUAA
Trichoderma virens Gv29-8 is the source of this 900-nucleotide messenger RNA. RefSeq lists its product as uncharacterized. NCBI's taxonomy places the organism in Eukaryota, Fungi, Ascomycota, Sordariomycetes, Hypocreales, Hypocreaceae. Gene Ontology annotation, molecular function: DNA-binding transcription factor activity, RNA polymerase II-specific; zinc ion binding. The record is from RefSeq and is a predicted model, not a curated record. The transcript has a single exon. Gene Ontology annotation, biological process: regulation of DNA-templated transcription. Bases 1 to 900 code for a protein of 299 amino acids.